Molecule: messenger RNA, 1026 nt
Organism: Parascedosporium putredinis
Lineage: Eukaryota; Fungi; Ascomycota; Sordariomycetes; Microascales; Microascaceae
Source: the annotation of a GenBank genome assembly
AUGCCCAUAGAACUCCACCGCAACUACGACAAAGCCUGGGAAAACCACAACAGCAAAAUGGCCGCCCAAGAAGCCGAGCGCCGCCGCCGCCCCACCCCCGAAGAAAAAGCCAACUUUUGGCAACCCGGCGACUUCUACAAGCACAACCGCCUGCUCGAGCGCGUCUCCGCCCUCGUCAACCAGGCCAAGAACGCGCGCAACGAGGCCGCCCGCGCCGCUGCCGACGCGUACCUUGACCGCGUGUACGGCGGUAGCGGCGGCGGUAGCGAGGAAAGCUGUCCGACGAGGCCCUCGAGGCCCUACGCGCCUCCCUCACCGAGGACUUUUGCGUCUGGAGCUCGUGCGUCGCCGGCCUGGCCCGCCGGCACGAUCGCUACCGCAUGUCUCAGCGGAGCCGGCCUAGCUCCCUACCCCGGAGUGGGAGAAGAUGUCGUGGCUGCUCCGCAACUCCUCGCCAUCCAACUUAGUCAUGACCUCAACACCAUCCGUAAAUACCUCAAAUUCGCCGAAGCCCAGGAACAAGCCGGCGUCGGACCCGAAUUCAUGACCAAGCUCACCAAGACGAUGCGCCUCAGCGACCUCGCCUUUGGUUGGGACAUUUUCCGGGAUGAUUUCACGGCAGAGACGGUCCAAAAGUGGCUCGACGACCUCCAGGACCCCAAGAAGCUAGAGGAGGCGGACGAGGAGGAUCGCAAGUUCAUACAGGGCAUCGACAAAUCCACCAUGGACACCAUCAAGGAGCUUUUCGAUACGGAUGAAAAAUGCCAAACCAUGUGGGACAUGUAUGCGGAUGUCGAGUGGUCCAACGACUACAAGCAUCUGAAGGAAGAGGAAAAGGCCAUCGCAGCAUUGGCCGAGGAUAAGAAGAAACUGGAAGCGCUGUCAGAGCUCUUUCUUGAACAAUGCGGACAACAGCAUUCCAACCUCGUAACUAUGGGAGAACGGCAGAAACUUGCAAAUACAGCAGGCAGAGCGUCACUCUUCAUGGAUCUGGACAAACCCCUGCCAGCCGCAAAGGUUGCUUAA